AUGGGGUCGAUCGGCGAGCUGCCCCUAGAGCUCCGGUUGUUCACCAACUAUGUAGCUGCGACGCGAGUCGUGACGUAUUUCGACGUCGCCAGCGCGAUGAUGUUCAUCUACGAUUACUUCCUCACGAUGGGGCUGGAAGUUGAGCUGGUCUGGGGUUCGAGGUGGGGGUUUAUGAAGGCACUAUAUAUCGUUCAGAGAUAUAUUCCCUUCGUGGACUCAGUUGCACUUUGCUUUACCCGGACGAUGAUUGCAGGGUUUUCGCUCUCGGAACCGAGCUUCGUCGUAACGGCUUUUUUCUUUCGUGGUGUUCAGUCUGUGAUUUUGGUUCUGAUGAUUGUCCCCGGAAUCGCCGCAUAUCGACAAGGAGGGGACGUCGCCCUGCAUGAUGUCAUUUACCGGAAUGGCAUAAUGGCCUAUGUCUACCUAUUUACACUUUUCCUAAUUUCGAUCGCAGUUCUAUCCACAAUCAACGUCAUUGUAGUCAUCAGCCUCCCAGAAAGUUAUCUUGAUAUGCUCUCCUCAUAUUUGCUUGGUUUCCUCUACGAGAAAGAGGCCGAUAAUGAUUUGCACAUCUUUGCGAUGAAGUGA
Laccaria bicolor S238N-H82 is the source of this 588-nucleotide messenger RNA. RefSeq lists its product as uncharacterized. NCBI's taxonomy places the organism in Eukaryota, Fungi, Basidiomycota, Agaricomycetes, Agaricales, Hydnangiaceae. The record is from RefSeq and is a predicted model, not a curated record. The transcript is spliced from 12 exons. The coding region runs from base 1 to 588 and encodes 195 amino acids.